GAAGUCAUGGCUAUCCUGUUUGCUGUUGUGGCGAGGGGCACAACCAUCCUUGCCAAACACGCCUGGUGUGGAGGAAACUUCCUGGAGGUGACAGAGCAGAUCCUGGCGAAAAUACCAUCUGAAAACAACAAACUGACCUAUUCACAUGGGAAUUAUCUGUUUCAUUACAUCUGCCAGGACAGGAUUAUAUACCUCUGCAUCACAGAUGAUGACUUUGAACGAUCCAGAGCCUUCAACUUCCUGAAUGAAAUCAAGAAGAGGUUUCAGACCACGUAUGGCUCAAGAGCACAGACAGCCCUUCCCUAUGCAAUGAACAGCGAGUUCUCAAGCGUCUUAGCUGCACAGCUGAAGUACCACUCGGAGAGCAAGGGCACUGACCAGGUGGCAGAGACGCAAGCUCAAAUCGAUGAACUUAAAGGAAUCAUGGUUCGAAACAUAGACCUUGUGGCACAAAGAGGAGAGAAGCUGGAGUUGCUGAUUGAUAAAACAGAGAAUCUUGUGGAUUCGUCAGUCACUUUCAAAACUACCAGCAGGAACCUUGCUAGAGCCAUGUGUAUGAAGAACCUCAAGCUUACCAUCGUCAUCAUCAUUGUAUCAAUUGUUAUCAUCUAUAUCAUUCUAUCGGCUGCCUGUGGUGGGCUUGCGUGGCCGAGCUGUGUGCAGAAGUAACUGGAGGCAGCUGGUGCUGGUCACUUGGAGAUGAGAAUCACAGGAGUGUGAAGAAGCAAUCUGCAGAAUAACUCUUAAUCUUUCACUACUGACACCUUCUCAUUCUUCCAUCCUGCCGGGACUUCAGACUUUUUUGCCUUAUCACCCCAAACAGGCCCAGCUGGUCGCUGCUCCUGUGCAGCUGUAACCUGAAGGAUGGGCUGGUUUGAAUUACUUGAAGGGAUUUUUUUUUGUUUGUUUGUUUCUUUUCCUGUCCCAGCUCCGACCUUCUCGGCUGGGUGGGCGGCACGUCCAGCUCUGGAGGGUUAUGUGCAUGCUCGCCCGUGUGUCCAUGUAGCUUCGCACUUUCAUGUGAGCGUGCAAGUGGAGAGCAGUACUGCUAGCGACUGUCCUACCCGUGAGGACGGUGGUGGAGGGUAGUUCAGGGUGGGCUGAGCCAAACUAACGGGGGAGGGACAAGAUGGGUGUAGUGUGAAUUUCCACUUUCUACAAAUAUUGGAGACCCAGGUGCCUCUCCCUGCACGUCCGGCCUCGUGUGGUUCCGUAGGGUUUCAGCACGUAGAGGUUGCAAGCGCAGCCUUGGUAGUAACAAAAAGAACGGCUUUGGGGCUGGGGCUAUAUGCACUGUAAGACGUGGGCGGUGCUGCUUCUGUACGAAAUCUCCCUUUUCCUGGAGGUCUUUCUGCAGGUGGUAGGAGAGGGCGUUGGGCCACCUCCGCGUUUUGAAAUGGCUGCCUCUUCAUCCUCACUUCUUCCUCAUCUUCCCCCCCAGCCCCUUAAUUUGUGGCUAAAUCAACACAGUAAAGGAGAUGGUUGCGUAUAGUUAAGGUUGCAGUAACGUAUCUGCUUUCUCACUUGUUAUUUCUCCUGUUCCUCUUUUGAGGGUGGACUAAAAUGAAUACUAAUGUUAUCACUUGCGAAGGUGAAAUUGGGGGCCAAUCUAUUGAUCUGGCGUGGUAAGGUGUCAGUAAUCUGCUGCUUGUGCUUCUACUCCGAAGGUGUGUGCUGAAAACUGAGGACGGAGAAGGGACAGAAGGUCGGGGUUGAUGGGUGGUUACUUUCUCUAUGGCCUGAAGAAGAAAGGCUCUUUCGGAGGGUGUCGUAACACGUAUUCCUCUGGAAAAAAAAAAAAAAAGAAAAAAA
Pygoscelis adeliae (Adelie penguin) is the source of this 1812-nucleotide messenger RNA. RefSeq names its product vesicle-associated membrane protein 7 (gene VAMP7). The transcript is spliced from 7 exons. Gene Ontology annotation, cellular component: SNARE complex; membrane. Gene Ontology annotation, biological process: exocytosis; vesicle fusion. Gene Ontology annotation, molecular function: SNAP receptor activity; SNARE binding. Lineage: Eukaryota; Metazoa; Chordata; Aves; Sphenisciformes; Spheniscidae. The record is from RefSeq and is a predicted model, not a curated record. The coding region runs from base 7 to 669 and encodes 220 amino acids.